Messenger RNA from Durio zibethinus, 1861 nucleotides. Its product is annotated as ubiquitin-conjugating enzyme E2 27-like. The record is from RefSeq and is a predicted model, not a curated record. Lineage: Eukaryota; Viridiplantae; Streptophyta; Magnoliopsida; Malvales; Malvaceae. Gene Ontology annotation, molecular function: protein binding.
GUCCACAGAUAUUUUGAUUAGUGGGGAUAAAAGUCAUAUAAGCUUUACUUAUUUUUGGGUUCUUCCGUUUCCCUACUGUUACUGGGUAUAGGGUUUGAUCGAGAACGAGAGAACUGAGAAGAUGAUAGACUUCACUCGUGUGCAGAAGGAGCUACAAGAGUGUAGCAGAGAAAAAGACUCUUCGGGCAUUAGGGUCUCUCCAAAAUCAGACAAUCUUGCUCGCUUGACUGGCAUCAUCCCUGGUCCCCUUGGUACUCCCUAUGAAGGAGGCUCCUUUGAGAUCGAUAUCACAUUGCCUGAUGGGUAUCCGUUUGAGCCUCCCAAAAUGAAGUUUGUGACCAAAGUUUGGCACCCAAACAUUAGCAGUCAAAGUGGUGCGAUAUGCCUGGAUAUAUUGAAGGACCAGUGGAGCCCUGCACUCACUCUUAAGACGGCUCUUCUUUCUGUCCAAGCUUUGCUCUCUGCUCCUGAACCUGAUGAUCCUCAAGAUGCUGUAGUAGCACAACAGUAUCUUAGAGAGUAUCAGACAUUUGUUGGUACAGCUCGUUACUGGACAGAAAGUUUUGCCAAGGCCUCUUCUUUAAGGGUUGAUGGAAAGGUGCAACGACUUGUGGAAAUGGGCUUUGCUGAUGGUUUGGUGAGAAGUACUCUAGAAGCUGUUGGCGGUGAUGAAAACCUAGCUCUUGAAAAGCUUUUAUCCAGCUGAUCUGUGCCAGAGCUGCCAAUUUGUUCUACUUAAGUUAAUUUCACCUACCUGGUGAAUCUGAACACUAUACUUUAGUAUACAAUGACACAAAGGAUUAUAUCUGAAUAUUAGCUGUUUUAUGGACUGUGCUUAUGAACAACUUUUUACUGGAUGAUAUGUUGUUACUUGCAUUUUGUUGAUCAGCAGCUUCCUUCUGCUGCGGUGCUGCCAAUACCGGCGUUCUUGAAGAUUAUUUGUAUGCUAAGUCCUCUUUCUGAUCAAUUAACUACUGAACUAUGGAAAAAAUGACGCUGAUUGAAGUUCAAUCAGAAGAGUGAGUUGGGAGGUUCUGUGGGAUUAAUUAUUUUUCUCUUAGUCUAUACAUGCUUCUUUAAUCUAUAUAUGAUAGAAAUUGAGCUGGGAAGUUAUGUAGGAUUAUCAGAGUGGCAGAGAUAGGAGGAUGCAUGAGAGAGAGUGCUGAAUGGCUGCUAAAUGCUUGCUGUUGCCGAACCGCCAUUUGCCAUCGAUAUUUUUGUCGAAAACCAAAGAAAUUUUGUGAGGGAGUGUGAGAACAUGAGUCCAAAUAUCGAUAAGUGGCAACGGAAACCAUAGUAAAUAAAAAUAUUUCCGAGGGAUUCAAGACUAUUUUUACCUUUUCUUUUGUAGCGUUGAUCUAUUAUCUAUCUGAAGGAUGUAGAAUUGAGGUUGACGGGUAUGGCGCCAUGUGCAAAAUGCAAGGAAAAUGUGCAUGUUGUCUAACAUAUGCUCUGCUAUACCAUUCAGGUUCCAACAGCUAAAAUUGCACGCGUUAGCUCACCCGGAGCUUCAAAAUGUUAUCGCCAAAUUUGUCUGUGAUCAACAACCCUGAAGGAAUGUUGCCUGUAGCAGUCAUUUUUACUGCAUGAUAAGCUGUUGAAUGAGGUGUACCAGAAACCUGUGAAUGAACUGUUAGGGAUAUUUGACAAUAAAAAAGAUAUAGCGGCUUUUUUUCCUCUUAGAAGCCUUAGGAGAUAAUCAGAAAUAUUUUUGUUAUUUGUGCAAACUUGAUAUGUCAAGUUAGUAUGUCUUCGUCUCUCUUUGUACUUCUUUUUCGACUUCAUUCUUUUUAAUUUGCGCAUCUAAACGCAAAUAUAAAGAGCACUCUUUGCUUUUAUCUCUAAUCGCCUUUUAUCUUCC